Molecule: messenger RNA, 6181 nt
Organism: Caretta caretta (loggerhead turtle)
Lineage: Eukaryota; Metazoa; Chordata; Testudines; Cheloniidae
Source: RefSeq, a predicted model, not a curated record
GUGAGGUUUGCUAGUCGCCAGUCGCGACGGUAACCAAGGGAACCGGUAAACAGGGAGGGCGGCAGAGCUGUCGGUGUCGCCGCUGGCGGGAAAGCGACGCGACACGGUUUACACUAAGGACAUGGUGACUGACUUUGAUGAGAAGCAUGAUGAAUAUUUAAUAUUACUUCAACAAAGAAACCGGCCCUGAUCUCAGUUGGGUUCUUUAGCAAGAGGGCCUUCAGCAGGGGACAAAAUUGCCUUAUUCACGAUAAAUGUGCAAGCGUUGGCAAGACUGAUAUUGAGACAUUUGAAAAGAAAGGACCCCAUGCAAAUCAAACUAGAGCAUUUAGAACAAGGAUUUUCUCUGUAUCUAAAUGGAGCUAAUUCAGAGUCAAGAAACUGUCGCAGAAAACCCAGUUUUCAAGAAUUCUUUAGAUGUGGGUUGCAGACUGCAAGGAUAAAUGAUUCUGGUACGCCAGCCCAAGUAAAAGAAAUUGAACUGCAAGGACGCAGCACGCAGACUGCACCAAGCAAAAUCCAACGUAAAGGAUGGCGUCAGAAACCUGUGCUGAUUAAAACAGAAAGUGGCUCUAGACUCUGCAUUUCACCUCCUCUGGAGUACUCUGAUGAUUUUGAACCUUAUGAAAGCUUGAAUAUGGAGACAAACGACUAUCAUAUUAAUUGUUCCCAGAAUCUCAAGUCUCCCAAAAGCAGUCCUGUCAGUGACUUUAAAUUCACCACCCAGAACCCAGUACUCCAAGUACAUGGCGAUGUGGAAAAGGAAAGAAUACUUUUAAGUAUUGAUGAUGUAAAGGAAUUGAGAAGAAGUUUGGAACUCAGUGUAAGUCAGAAAAGGAUGGAGAAGGAAAGUUCUAGUGAUGACUAUGACUCUGUUGAGGAGGAUGUGCUUUUGGAGCACUCUCAGGUGGAAGAGACAGUUGCAAGUUUUGGAAGCCUCCAGUUGCCCAGUGGCGAGUCAUUACUGAAGGAUGUUCCCAAGUAUCAGGAGGCUGGAAGAUGCUGUGACCUCGAUGCUGGUGCUCUCGUGCUGGAAUUUAAGCAGAAUCCAACAAAUAUGAAACAGGAACGAAUUCUGUCUGCAAAGAGGAAAGAUGCUGCUGAAACCUACAUUCCAAUCAGACCUAUGAAGGUCAGAAGUAAAAUGGCUCGUCCACUUUCUGCUGGACCCCUGCACCAGGAGGGACAUGAAAGAACCUGCUCCCGACCAGUAAGUCGACCAGAAAAGCCACUGUCAGCAACUCGAAGGAAUGUGUGUGAGAAGAAGGAUCCUGAGCAAUCUGCUUCUGCUGUCAUUAAAGCUAUGCAAGUUGAAAAUGAGAUCUUGCAAAGAGAGAUGCUUUGCAGAAGGCUGGAGACUUCUACCAGCCGUCAAAUGCUGCCUUCUGUUUCAAUUUCAUCUAUUUCUGCAACAACUGAGCCUUCAGAAAAACAACAGGAAACAACUGUAGUCACAGAAGCCAUUGAAAGAAUUGGCCAUUUGGGAAGCAGGCAACAGAGGAAACUUUUGAAACUCCUGCAGGAAAUUGAGAGCUGUUCUAGCUGCCACAGUCACGAAGUCCUACCUACUGAGGAACCGGAGCCAGAUUCUGUGGAUCAGCUGCAAACAAAGGCAGAAGUACAGGAUGCCAUUUAUGUGACUAUGGAAAUCCUCUCCAAUUGGGGGAAUGCAGUCAAUGUGGGCUUGACGGAGGUGGAAUUCUUUGAUUUACAUGCUGUCAGGAUGUUUGUGUCUCCUCAUGACGUGGACAUCCGAAAUGCUGACUCUCCAGGGGAUCUCUCUUGUCUGGUCAAUAGAAGCCUGAAUAGCAUCAAGGAGCGCUUCCUGUGGACGUGCCCUUUCCAUGCACCAGUUCAGCUUUACUUUGUUAUCCGCAAUCCCAGCUGGUCACGUGACUUUGGUAUAUCUAAGAUCAAGAUUUGGAAUUACAACACGACGACUCUUAGUGAUCUUGACAUAGGUGCAAAGAAUGUGAAACUAUAUAUUGAUGAGAACCUUGUAUUCAGUGGUCAGUUAGAAAAAGGCUGUGGAGAUCUAACCACUGAUUUCAGCACUACAAUCAACCUUAAAGACAAUAGACAAGAGAUUGCUGCACAUUCUACACAAGGAAGAAAACAAUCAAAUGGAGCUAAUAGCACAGGCAAUAAGGAGGACCUGUACUUAAAAUAUCCACAGCCAGACUGGGCUUUAUUACACUGGAAAUCUUCCUUAGAAGAAAAUCUCCCUGAGGAAAUGAUGAAUUCCAUCAACUUUAGGAAAGAGAAAUUGACUAGAUUAGAAGAAGAUCUGAAGGUGUUAUCAACUCCUGUGUCUACGAAGGCUCUCAAGAAUGACGUGUCAGAAUCAGCAGUUGUGGAGUACAUUCAGUCUGAUGAUGAGCUUACUAUGAGUGAGCAAAUGGAAAAACUAACCAGAAGAAAAUUAUCUGAAUCUACAGGUGUAACUCCAUCUUGGUUACAGUCCUCUUCCCAAGUGACAGAGAAGUACCAUAAACAGAAACCCUCCUGGCUGGAUACAAAGCACCCUUUAGAUUUGAGAGUUCAAGAGCAGUCUGAUGGCACCAUGAGGGGCUGUCCAGGACUAACUGAUGAGACUAUCAAAUGUCACGGAAGUGAACUGGGGAGAUCCAACAGUAGGAAUGCAAAUGGAGAUGAGAAGACACAAAUGGUAACCAGUAAAGGCUGUACUAUUAACUUGGACAUUUUAGACCAGCUUCCCAACAAGUAUUGCUGCACCCCUGAAUGUCCUGCUAGUGGGAGGAGAAGCAGCAGAGGUGUAAGAAAGGAGGGUUUAUGUACAAGUCAUGGAGAUGAAGGUCUGACACACACAGAUGAAGCCCUUUGUGUCAAAGGCCUAAAAAACUUCAGAGCCGGGUGGCACAGUGAACAAGAACACACUCUGCAGGAGUCAUGGAACUCCCUUCUAAAGUUCAAUUAUUCUCACCGUGGGCGAAUCUCCAACAUGGAUUUUCAAGGGGAUAUCUUUGAUGAGUUUCUACAUCAGCAAAAAAUCAGCCGGCAUGGAGAACAUCAGCUUGUGAGGAAAGAAGGAAUACAAGUGCUACCAAAACGACAAGAAGAAAAUUACAUGGAGACAGAUGAUGGAAAUGAUUUUAAAAUCCCUGUUUUGCCAUAUGGACAGUACUUAAUAAUAGACAUUAAAUCCACAUGGGGAGACAGACACUAUGUUGGUCUUAAUGGAAUUGAAGUUUUUAGUUCCAAAGGAGAGCCUGUUCAGAUUUCAAAGAUAAAAGCUGAGCCACCUGAUAUAAAUAUUUUACCAGCGUAUGGCAAAGAUCCAAGAGUAAUAACCAAUCUAACUGAUGGGGUAAAUCGGACACAGGAUGACAUGCACCUUUGGCUAGCACCCUUUACUCCUGGGAAGCCUCACCUUAUCUAUAUUGACUUUGUGAAUCCCUGUCAAGUAGCUAUGAUUAGGAUUUGGAAUUAUAAUAAAUCCCGAAUACACUCCUUCCGAGGUGUGAAAGAUAUUACAAUGCUAUUAGAUGAGCAAUGCAUCUUUAAAGGAGAAAUUGCAAAGGCUUCAGGAACAUUGUCUGGAGCUCCAGAGCACUUUGGGGAUACUAUAUUGUUCACGACUGAUGAUGAUAUUCUAGAGGCCAUAUUCUGCUAUGAUGAGACUUAUGAUGGAGAAAUUGAAAAUGUGUGCUCGCUAAGAUAUGAGGAAGAGCUAAAGAGACCAAGGACUGCUGAUGGGGAGGGAGAUGAGAGACCUUUCACACAAGCAGGCUUAAGGACAGAUGAUAAGCAGGUUCAAGAGCAAGUGAUGGUGUCAGACCAUCUUUCUGAGCUUACACCUAAGCUCCCCGGGGUAUACACUGGACAAUGUCUGCAGCUAAAUUUCACCUUAUCCUGGGGAGACUCACAUUAUCUUGGACUGACUGGACUUGAAGUAGUAGGAAAGGAUGGUCAGGCUUUACCAAUUACUAUGGCUCAGAUUUCUGCUUCACCACAGGAUUUAAAUGACCUUGCAGAGUACAUGGAAGAUUCCAGAACAUUAGACAAGUUAAUAGAUGGGACUAACAUCACUGUUGAAGAUAAUCAUAUGUGGCUUAUUCCUUUCACUUAUGGGGAAGAUCACAUGAUCACAAUCCAUUUUGAUAAAGCUGAAAAUAUUGCAGGGCUUCGCUUUUGGAACUAUAAUAAAUCUCCAGAGGAUACCUAUAGAGGGGCUAAGGUUGUCCAUGUCUCGCUGGAUGGACAUUGUAUCUCCCCGACAGAGGGCUUUCUUAUCCGAAAGGGACCAGGCAACUGUCACUUUGACUUUGCUCAAGAAAUUCUCUUCAUUGACUACUUGAAGCCCCAACAGAUUAUCAGACCAUAUGGCAGAAUUAAUGCAAGGGGGAUGGAACAAGCUAGUAUGGACUAUGAAGCACCAUUGAUGCCAUGUGGUUUUAUUUUCCAGUUUCAGCUUCUAACGAGCUGGGGUGAUCCAUACUAUAUUGGUUUGAAUGGACUAGAGUUGUAUAACGAACAUGGAGACAAAAUCUUACUCACUGAAAACAACAUUGCUGCUUUUCCAGACAGUGUCAACAUUUUAGAGGGGGUGUGUGGAGAUAUCCGAACUCCAGACAAACUGAUUGACAGAGUUAAUGACAGUGGUGAUGGCAGACACAUGUGGCUUGCACCUAUUCUUCCUGGUUUGGUGAAUAGGGUUUAUGUUAUUUUUGACCUGCCCACUACCGUGUCAAUGAUCAAACUGUGGAAUUAUGCAAAAACUCCCCAAAGGGGAGUGAGAGAAUUUGGUCUUCUUGUAGAUGACUUGCUUGUGUACAAUGGAAUUCUAGACAUGGUGAGCCACAUAGUGCAUGGCAUCCUGCCCACUUGCGACCCUGUGGUCCCAUAUCAUACCAUUCUCUUUACAGAUGAUGAGAGGAUUUGCCAACGAGAGAAGAAUACAGUUAUUAGCAAUCAUGUAGAGGAUCAGGAUGUACGAAUGAUGAACGAAAAUCAACUUAUCACAAACUCCAAAAAGAAGCAGAUUGCUGCUGAUCCCGCUUUACGUCCAAAAACCUGCAUAUGUGAUAAAGGAAUACUGAGGAGGAAAAGACACUGAGGGGUUAUGAACUGGACGUCCCGAGCCCACCCACCUGAGAUGCCUACCACCUGGCACUUCGGAAUGCAAAUCAGCCAUGUGGCAGAUGUUUGCCACUUGACACUCCCAAACCACCACCGAAAGGCCUGAGAUCUUUACUGUGUAAUGAUGGGGAGUUUCAUUUGAUGGAGGAAGCUCUUUAGAAAUGAAAUUUUAAGUAUAUGCUGAUAGUGUUUCUUAUUAUGUCAGCACCUAUACUAUCCAAAUUUUCAUUCUCUGUUAACUGGUAAACCAGUAAACAGUGUAAGUAAAGUCACUGUUAACUUCUACCUAUCUCUACCUAAGUGGACCUGCUUUUGAGUAAGAACCUUAAUGCUAACUGGAGUCCACUGAGUUUACACACACAUGGUUAUAUGCUGGAUUGUGUACAAAGAGGCUGUAGCAACACAUGCCAUAUAGUGCACAAAACAGAUCUAUUGUCAUCAACAUACCACACCCAUCCUGGCAAACUAAGUGCUUUCCCUCUGGAGGUAACUUGUGUUCCAUAUAUAAAUGGAUUAUGUUUCUGGAUCUAAACCUGAAGAGUCCAGAUAUAUUGUAGUAUAAGUGUGGUGUUAUGCAACUAAAAAUGUGAUGAAAAAAGUGACUGUGUUGCAGGGUGCAGUUAUGUAAGUGUCAUUUUCACUUAAAAUUUGUUGCUGAUUAUAACCUAUAAAUCUCUUUUCCAUAGAAAAGAUUCUUCCUUUUCCCAGGUAGAGAGUUCCCAGUGUUCACCGUAGAGGUGAGACACUGAAAUACCAUAAGACACAUUUAUUUUAGCCAGAUGCUAUUUUAAACAUAAAGCAGAGACUUACCACUGCAAUUCCUGAUACAGCAACCAAAUUCAUUGUUGCCAAUUCUAAGCUACAUCAGGAUUAUGUGAGAACCUGAUAGCUUGUAUAUUUGCUUAUAAAAAUAUAUUUUAUUCUUUGUCCUGGUCAAUGUUGUUUGCUGAGUUGUAAAGCACAAAUGAAAUGAAAUGUACUCCCCCCGAUUUCUGCCUAUUGAUAUUACAGCUAUAUAUAACAUUUUGUAUUUAAGACAAAAAGAACUUUUUACUUUCUCUAAAUAUAAAAUAGAUUUAUA